Molecule: messenger RNA, 1042 nt
Organism: Bactrocera dorsalis (oriental fruit fly)
Lineage: Eukaryota; Metazoa; Arthropoda; Insecta; Diptera; Tephritidae
Product: elongation of very long chain fatty acids protein F-like
Exons: 3
Coding region: 159-992 (277 amino acids)
Biological process (GO): very long-chain fatty acid biosynthetic process; fatty acid elongation, polyunsaturated fatty acid; fatty acid elongation, monounsaturated fatty acid
Cellular component (GO): endoplasmic reticulum membrane
Molecular function (GO): fatty acid elongase activity
Source: RefSeq, a predicted model, not a curated record
CACAAAUCAUUGACGUGCACGCUUAACAAUGCGCUUACAAGACCUUCAAUGAAUUUUUAAUUGUCAAUCGCAAUCGAGUUUUUAUUUAAAUGUCACUAGCGCGAGGUUAUUCUGCUUCUCAACGCCCAGAGGCGCACUCAUCAAACUAACCAAGCGCCAUGGCGAACAUAAUCGACGGUAUAUACGAAUAUUUAACUACGCCAGGGGAUCUAACCACAGGCAACCGCUUUCUGCCCUACCAUGGCGCCAUGCUGCCAUAUCUGCUAAUCACCAUCUUCUAUGUGUUGUUCGUAUUCAAAAUCGGGCCGUUCUUUAUGAGAAAACGUCAGCCGUACAACCUGCGGUCAGUGCUACGGUACUACAAUAUUGCACAAAUCAUUUACAAUGCCGUCAUUACAUCCUUGGGUAUUUACUUGUAUGUGAUAAAAGCUCCGUUGGCACUCACCUGCAUCACCAUACUGCCCACCGGUCAUCCGCUGAAAAAUAUUGAAGGAGUCAUGGGCGCCUUGUAUGUGUUCAACAAAUUCAUCGAUUACUUUGACACAAUUUUCUUUGUGCUGCGCAAGAGCUACAAGCAAAUCACAUUUCUGCACGUUUAUCAUCACAUCAUGAUAUCAACUCUGAGUUUGAUGUACAUGCGGUAUUCGGGCGGUGGUGGGCAUGCAGUCACGAUUGGAAUUUUGAAUUCCUUUGUCCACGCGGUAAUGUACACGUAUUAUCUGGUGAGUGCGUCGCAUCCGGAAAUGAAGAACUCGCUGUGGUGGAAGAAAUAUGUGACCAAACUGCAGCUCAUCCAAUUCGUGGUGUUAUUCGUUCACCAAAUAUGGCCCUUGGUGGUGCAAACGGAUUGCGAUUAUCCAAAGUCCCUCUUGCUGUUAGCAUGUUCACAAGCUAUCUUCAUGAUUUACCUUUUUAGUAGCUUUUAUAUUAGAACGUACAUCACAAGACCGAAAAAGGAAGCCCGUGUAGCGCAGGAAACUAAAACACAGUAAAUUUAAUUAAUUAUUUAUUUAGUAAUAAAAGUCUAGUAAUGAGCAAAAUA